Molecule: messenger RNA, 2589 nt
Organism: Nerophis ophidion (straightnose pipefish)
Lineage: Eukaryota; Metazoa; Chordata; Actinopteri; Syngnathiformes; Syngnathidae
Product: myosin-7-like
Exons: 14
Coding region: 167-2491 (774 amino acids)
Cellular component (GO): myosin complex
Source: RefSeq, a predicted model, not a curated record
AGUUCCAUUGGCACAGGCCCGCAUUGAGGAGCUGGAGGAAGAGCUGGAGGCAGAGCGAGCAGCUCGGGCCAAGGUGGAGAAGCAGAGAGCAGACCUGGCCAGGGAGCUGGAGGAGAUCAGUGAGAGGCUGGAGGAGGCCGGUGGAGCCACAUCGGCCCAGAUCGAGAUGAACAAGAAGAGGGAGGCCGAGUUUCAGAAACUGCGCAGAGACCUUGAAGAGGCCACGCUGCAGCACGAAUCCACCGCCGCCACACUGAGAAAGAAACAAGCCGACAGUGUCGCUGACCUGGGGGAGCAGAUCGACAACCUGCAGAGAGUCAAGCAGAAACUGGAAAAGGAGAAGAGCGAACUGCGGCUGGAACUGGACGACGUCGUUUCCAACAUGGAACACGUUGUCAAAGCUAAGAACAAUUUGGAGAAAAUGUGCAGGUCACUGGAAGAUCAGAUGAAUGAAUAUAGAACAAAGGCAGAAGAGGGACAACGUACCAUCAAUGACUUUGCCAUGCACAAAGCCAAACUCCAAACUGAGAAUGGUGAACUUUCUAGGCAACUGGAGGAGAAGGAUUCCCUAGUGUCUCAACUAACUCGAGGAAAACAGUCCAACACUCAACAAAUUGAAGACCUGAAACGACAACUGGAAGAGGAGGUCAAGGCCAAGAACGCCUUAGCCCAUGCUGUGCAGUCUGCUCGCCAUGACUGUGACCUCCUCAGAGAGCAGUAUGAGGAGGAGCAGGAGGCCAAGGCUGAACUGCAGCGUGGUAUGUCCAAGGCCAACUCUGAGGUGGCUCAGUGGAGAACCAAGUAUGAAACUGAUGCCAUCCAGAGGACUGAAGAGUUGGAGGAGGCAAAGAAGAAGCUGGCUCAGCGUCUGCAGGAUGCCGAGGAGGCCGUGGAAGCAGUGAAUGCUAAAUGUUCUUCUCUGGAGAAGACCAAACACAGACUGCAGAAUGAGAUUGAAGACCUCAUGGUGGAUGUGGAGAGGUCAAACGCCGCUGCUGCCGCCCUGGACAAGAAGCAAAGAAACUUUGACAAGGUCCUGGCAGAGUGGAAACAAAAGUAUGAGGAGUCUCAAACAGAGUUGGAAAGCUCUCAAAGGGAGGCGAGGUCUCUGAGCACAGAGCUCUUCAAACUGAAGAACUCCUAUGAGGAAUCUAUUGAGCAUCUGGAGACUAUGAAGAGAGAAAACAAGAACUUACAAGAGGAAAUAUCGGAUCUCACUGAACAAAUCAGUGAGGGUGCAAAGAGUAUCCAUGAGCUUGAGAAGAUCCGAAAGCAGCUGGAGCAGGAGAAGUCCGACAUCCAAACAGCUCUGGAAGAGGCAGAGGCCUCUCUGGAGCAUGAAGAAGGAAAGAUUCUCAGAGUCCAGCUUGAGUUCAGUCAGGUGAAGGCCGACAUUGAGCGCAAGCUGGCGGAGAAAGAUGAAGAGAUUGAACAAGCGAAGAGAAACCAACAAAGAGUUGUGGACAACCUUCAGAGCUCACUUGAGGCUGAGACCCGAAGCAGGAACGAGGCUCUCCGUUUGAAGAAGAAGAUGGAGGGAGACCUCAAUGAGAUGGAGAUUCAACUCAGUCAGGCCAACAGACAGGCAGCUGAAGCUCAGAAACAACUCAAAUCUGUUCAUGCGCACCUGAAGGAUUCUCAAAUCCAACUGGAUGAGUCUCUUCGUGCCAACGAUGAUCUCAAAGAGAACAUCGCCAUUGUGGAGAGACGUAACAACCUCAUUCAGGCCGAGCUGGAAGAACUGAGGGCUGCUCUUGAGCAAACUGAGAGAAGUCGCAAACUUGCUGAGCAAGAGUUGCUGGAUGUCAGCGAGAGGGUGCAGCUGCUGCACUCACAGAACACCAGCCUGUUAAACCAAAAGAAGAAACUAGAGGCUGAUUCAUCUCAACUUCAGAGCGAAGUAGAAGAUGCAGUCCAGGAGUGCAGGAAUGCUGAAGAGAAGGCCAAGAAGGCCAUCACUGAUGCUGCCAUGAUGGCAGAGGAGCUGAAGAAGGAACAGGACACCAGUGCUCACCUGGAGCGUAUGAAGAAGAACAUGGAGCAAACCAUCAAAGACCUGCAGCACCGUCUGGAUGAAGCCGAGCAAAUUGCCAUGAAGGGAGGCAAGAAGCAGGUGCAGAAACUUGAGGCCAGGAUCAGAGAACUUGAGGCCGAAGUAGAAGUUGAGCAGAGAAAGUCUAGCGAUGCUGUGAAGGGCAUGCGAAAGUAUGAGAGGCGCAUCAAAGAGCUAACUUACCAGACUGAAGAGGAUCGUAAGAACCUUGCCCGUCUGCAAGAUCUGGUGGAUAAGCUGCAGUUGAAAGUCAAAUCAUACAAGAGGACUGCUGAGGAAGCUGAAGAACAAGCCAACAGCAACCUCGUCAAGUCCCGUAAGAUUCAGCAUGAACUGGACGAGGCUGAGGAAAGAGCUGACAUCGCAGAGUCUCAGGUCAACAAGUUACGGGCCAAGAGUCGUGAUGUAGGCUCCAAGAAAGGGCAGGAUGAAGAAUGAAGAUCCUGGAACACCUCUGAGUUACCUGUGGUCUCCUCUACCUGAUGGUGAAUCUCCCAUUGGGCUAUCAAGUCAAAUAAAAGCAUCUGCAGUUUAAA